AUGCCAGGCGUUCCACCAAAAGCUUUAGAGACUCUCAAGGCCAAGUUCAAGGCUCUUUUCAAGGGAAAGAAAUCCAAGAAGGCUGAAGAACCAACCGCCGGUGCAGAAACUGAUGCCGCAGCUCCACCUACUGCAAAUUCCGCUGUUGAUCCAAAUGACGAUGGUACUGCACCAGAAGUAACAGCCACCGAACACACCCAUGCUGAAGACCAAGAUCCGACUACCGCAGAACAAACCUCAGCUGGAGCCGAACCAGCCCAUGCGAACGAGACUGGUGAGCCUCCAUAUAUAAUCGGAACCUUGGUAAAAGCUCAUAGUACUGAUACUGAAAUGGCAGCACCAGAAGCUUCCAAGGUCGAAGAUCCGAUUAAGACUGAACCUAGCGCACCAAUAGUCUCUGCUACUGCUCCUCAACUUUAA
Molecule: messenger RNA, 420 nt
Organism: Sclerotinia sclerotiorum 1980 UF-70
Lineage: Eukaryota; Fungi; Ascomycota; Leotiomycetes; Helotiales; Sclerotiniaceae
Exons: 3
Coding region: 1-420 (139 amino acids)
Source: RefSeq, a predicted model, not a curated record